Trypanosoma brucei brucei TREU927 is the source of this 4383-nucleotide messenger RNA. RefSeq lists its product as hypothetical. Gene Ontology annotation, biological process: cilium assembly. NCBI's taxonomy places the organism in Eukaryota, Euglenozoa, Kinetoplastea, Trypanosomatida, Trypanosomatidae. Gene Ontology annotation, molecular function: protein binding. The transcript has a single exon. The coding region runs from base 1 to 4383 and encodes 1460 amino acids. The record is from RefSeq and is a predicted model, not a curated record. Gene Ontology annotation, cellular component: axoneme.
AUGGCAACCAACGCGCGCAUUCUAGGGUUCAACUCUCCCUCUGCUCUCGUCGCUGCGGGUGACGACUUUCUCCUAGGAGCGGGGGGUGGCAUCGUUAUCCGACGCAAGGAAGAGUCGUCCCAGUGGAUCCCUUGUGAAGGCCGCUACGCGAUCGGUGCGCUGGCGUUUUCACCCUCUGCAGGUUUGCUGUGCGUAACUGAGGUGAAGCUGGAUGUGUCGCUGCACGUUUUCCGAUUUCCAGAACGUCACCACCUGCAGUGUAUUGAUAAUGUUGCGACCGUGGAUGUGCAGCACAUGUUAUUCUCGAGUGAUGGAGAAAUGUUAGCCCUUCUAACAUGUAUACCAACAACUUGUGUUACUUUUUAUUCAGCCGCUCGCGGCAACAGAUUGGUGAAAUGUGCCUCGACCGAGCUAGGCGGUGUCUUCUGCAAGCACUUAACGUUUCCGUUGCAUCGGCAUGACUGUAUAGCCGUUUUGGAACCACACGGUGUUCGAAUUGCGUGCAACAUGGAUUCGGCCACAUUUGUACCAAGUAUUCUCACAUUGAGUUCGAAGGGACACUAUUUUCACUCUUGCGUAUGGGGCACUGAGGGUCUGUACUGCGGUGCUGGUAGGGGGCAGGUAGUUCUCUUGGACGAGCUGAGAACAGAUAUGAAGAAUUAUAUAAACUGCGAAACACCUCACAAUGUUACUGCUCUACUGCAAAACGGGACUCUUUUAUUCAUUGGAACGGAGUGUGGUGAUGUGUUUACUUACAAUAUUGAUCAGAAGGCACAACGGCUGCUUGUGAGAUUAGGUCGUUCGGUAGUUCGUUUACUGACGUUACCAGACGUAAAUGAUGUUUUAGUUGCAACCAGUACCGAUGUAACAAAAAUUUCUGUGGACACCGCGCAGUCUGUUUUUGUUCGACGCCGGAGCGCCUCCGACACUGUGAAGCUUCUGGUGUUGGGAGGUCUCGUCGUGAUAGUGUGUUUAGAUGGGAGUCUCGUUACUUAUGAUCAGGACACGAAUACAGCAGGGCACACCCCUGUCAGAUUUCCCGAGAAAGUUGUAGAUGCGUGCGUCGUGGGCUCCGUAGCGGUAGUCGUAUAUGACAGCGGGUUCGUCCGUUCCUUCACAGUGGAAAAUACCGUUAGUGUUGUUUCCCAGAUGAAGGUAAGUGACUGUCCCUUGACCGCUUGCACAUCUGACGGAGUUUCACUCUUAGCUGUAUGUGACAAAAAUGUAGUCCAUUUCAUUGAGGUGGCAGAUGGACUUCUUGAAACCGCAGCCUCCUCGGAUAUAUUCGCUUGUGCCGUGACUAACUUGCGAUGGGCAGUGAAUGGUGGGCGAUCGGUGCUGGCAGCAUGUAACAAUGGCGAGGUGCACAACUUACGCUUCACUGGGAAGUGUGAUUCCGCGUCAGCUGGCGUGACUGUUGAUAUGACUUGGCGCUUGGACUUCCCGGUUAACGACUUUCUGCCUCUCUACGGUGACGGCGAUGUGAUCAACAUCUUCGUCCACUCGGUGGACAAAGACACCAAGAUGUACGCCCUGGAGCGGCAGCGAGUAAAGGAGAGUAAGCCCCUGAGGCCUUACUUCCUUAUGCGUGAUCAUGAAUGCGGUGGCAAUGUGCUGCAGCGUCUUGGAGGGGAUAGCAUCAUUUCCGCAGGAGGAGAUGGCAGAGUAGUUGUAAGGGAUAUCUCACACUACUUGAUGAAAUUACCUCCUGUGCCACCGACGAAAGAAAAGAAACACCCACUUAAGGAAUUUUUGUUACGACCAUUUGGUAGGGGCGGUAUUACGUGCCUCUCGGUGUGGAAUGCUGCCGGAGGGUUUGUCUGUGGAGGAAACGAUAGUGUUGUUCAUUUAGUUCCCGUUGGGAAAUCACCUAUCCACUAUUCAUGGAGUGAACCCUUCUGGCACCAAAGAGCUAUCUCAACAUCACCGAGUCGUGCAAGUUCUCCAAGUGAUGCUGAAACACUUUCAGCAGAACGGUCGCGCUGCCGUAUAAUAUCGGCUCUGGCCGACCUGAGGAUGGAAGUAGAGAAGCUGCUCCAGGAAAGGACCCCAACUGUGCGCGCAGAAGACUUCCUUUUGCCUGAACAACGACAAGCGUUUAACGAGGAAUGUGAGAUGGAGAUCCACAAGGCAAGGGAGGAUGACUACUACAGCCUGGUUCACAAUGAGUUCGUGCAACACACGAUCAAAACUGAAUGUUGGGACGUCAUGGAGGUGCAACGCUCGAAAAUCGUGAGCAUGACAGAUCCCGAAACGGAAGUUCACAACUUCCAUCUGCGAAAACCUUGUGCCCAACGAGCAAAAAUACAGAAAAAAAUCAAACUGAUGAGGGCUAUACAGAUAAAGACUGAGGAGUGCUUUACGUUGUCAUCACUAGUUAAAAGGGCUAAGGAGGGGAACUUAUGCACGGAGCAGCAGGUUUGCGGGCCCCCCAGUGAUGUAGACGAAUUGCUUUAUGACACUUUGGACGUCUACACCGGCCCUCGCGCGACCAUACAGUUGAUUUUGCUAGAAUGUAAAAUUCUUCACGAAAAAAAGUCAUUCAACAUCCGGUUUGACACCUUGCGGGAGCGCAAGAGCCGAGAGCUGAAUCUCAUUGCGGAAAGGAACGGACGUUGCGUUCGCAUCAUGCAGCAGCUGGGAGAGCACACGUGUCCACCAAAUGUUUUAUUCACUCCUGUUUUUGAUAUAGAGGAAGACCCCCAAACUGUCUUUGAGGUUUUUGACUCUGAGAUUGACCCUGAACUCCUCAAACUAGCCGUCAAAAGUGACGAUGGGGAGCUUGUAGUUUCCCCUUCCGAUGAAGCUGCUUUAAAGACCUGGAUGGAUGGCCUCGAGAAAGUCACCGAGGUUCUUCGCGUCAACGUGCCGAUUCCCCCAUUCGCUGACAACUCACUCGAGCAAUAUGUACCGCCUGAAGAGCGGAGUGAUGAGCAACAGAGAAUAUUUGAGGAGUAUGAAAAAGAGGUUGCAGAACAAACUGUGUUGAUCAAUGAGAAGAAAGAGUUACUGCGAGGGGAAGUUGCAGCAUUGGUGAAAGCUAACAUGACUUCUGCGAAAGCAAUAGAUGAUGAGAUUGACGUGCUAAGAACUGACCGUAUGCUAGUCGCUCAACUCGUGGACGAGCUGGAGCUACACCAGGUGAAUGCGCUGUGUCUGUUUCUACUCAAGAAAACGAUCCGCAAUAAGUUUCUGGGUGUCAAGCGAGAGGAGGAGGACCUUCUGUGCCGGUUGAGGCAAUUGGAUAGUCUUUACGAGUACCGCCUGAAAUUGUAUUUGGCCUCGGAGGCGAGGGUGCAGGACUGCAUUGAAGAAGAAAAGAACAUGAUUACGGACAUGCGCUGUUUGCCCCCAUUCACAGAUCCGGAUUGGGGAGAGAGACUGAACAGGCGCUUCACGACUUGGCGUUCCAAGUACGAGGAUGGCCUAGCUAAGGUCCCGGAACCCACUCGCUCGGGUGUGGUUCCUAUUCCACUAUGGGAACAGUACUGCCAGUGCUGUAGGGCAGUCGUGGAGGCAAGGGAUAAAAUAAUUCACCUUAGAGGCGAAGCAGACGCACUCAAUGAUGAAGUGGUGGAGGUUGAGACGGAAAAAAAGAAGGCACAGUUUGCACUUGACGACAAGGAAAAGGCCGAGGAGGCAUGUAGAAAAGAAGUCAUAGAGAAGGUACUCGACAUACAAAACUUAUACACGCUGCAGCAAGGACAGGUGCAGGAUGAGAACGCUAUGGUGAGCGAUGAUUUCACCGACUUCUCCAUUCGAUGGGUGAAGAACAUUACAGAUUACAACGACCUUAUCUUCGCUAGCUUUGACGAAAUACGAUCCCUUAUGAGUCGUUCAUCACAACUUCGGCAGUCUAUGAAAACAUGCUCUUGGGAAACAGAACGUCUGUUAUACUGCAUUGGAACGCUAGAAAUGGAAUUACGGCAGUUGCACACAUUAAGAGUGACUCGGCAGAUGCAGGAGACCAUCCAUACCGGCGCUGUAACGUCUCUCGAAAGGGAAAUAAACAAGAUGGAUGCACGAAUCGAGGCUGUUCGAAGUGUCAUGUCAAAGAAGGUUGAGGAGCGUAACCGGGUCAUAUCAAAGCUAAAAAUGCAAAUUAACGACAGACGCGCGGAGAACCAGUACCUGAACAACCAAGUCCAAGCUCUGACAAACAGCGUUGAGGAUAAGAAAGCUGUAUGGGGUAUGCUUGGGGAACACAACAAUGAUAAAGAUCGUCUCCGUGAGAGGAUGAGGGAACUAUACGAGAAUAGUGAACUUGAGGAGUUGGCUCGCUGCCAGCAAGAGGAACUUGUUCGCCUUAAAAACGAGGUAGAUCGCUUGCGUGAGGCCACAUUUCCCUCAUUUGCUGUUGUUACGAGGAGGACCGCCAGAUGA